AUGGUCAAGGUGGCUUUCCCACUGGACCACCAGAGUACACAAGGUAAGCCACAAAUAGGAGGGAAUAUAAGUUAGUUUAAUUUUGUUGUAAAAUUAAAUUAUAUUUUAUUUGUAUACUUGCUCAACAGCCCCAGAACACCAGUCUCCCCAGCCCACACACUCAGUCCCUAAAAUGAUUAACCAUCAGUGCAGAAGUGUACUCUUUACAAGAAUUUCUGCUACAUUACUUGGAAGAUGAAUGACAAAUACCACAAAUUAUCAGUUUAUCCCAAGUACAUGUACAAGUGCUGACCCCAUCUUUAUACAGAUAGCAAUUACUAUGUAAGCAUCAAACUUCUAGGUUUAGAACUUGAAGGUCUAGGGAUUCUUCACCAAAGGUUGCCACGUGAAAGCCACCAGGAAAGUCACCAAUAAACAGAGUUUGGGAAAAACAACAUAAUUUUAAUCUUUCUGACAUCUUUCUUAUGUAUUUGUGAUAUAUUUUGAUCUCCCUUCAUAAUCUCUCAUUCAAAACAGUUUAAUGGUUAAUGUUAUUUUUAAAUAUGUUUAACCUGACUGUUUAGUUUCUAAUCUUAUAGCAUAUGCCCACAUGCACAGCUUUAAAUAUUCGUGUGAUGCAUGGUUGCAUUUCAAAAAUCUUUAUUGUGAAAAGAGUUAUUCACCUUUUUAAUUAAAAAAAAAAAAAAGCAACCAACCAAAAAUACUAUUCCCACACAAGUAGGAGAAACUUAUUUUUGCCAGUGAAACAUACAAUCUGUUAAAGGGACACCGUAGGCACUGUAUCUGCUUCAUCUCAUUAAACUGGUUAUAGUGUCUGGAGUCCUCUGGUCCCAUCAUUUCUAUCAGCAUUAAACAGUUUUUAAAGUUUUAAUGCUAAACAAGAGUCCCCGGCAAUCCAUCCCCUCUGUGCUGCUUUGGCUAAUAAGGAAGUAUUAGCCUGAGCAGCAAUGGGCAGCUGUGAUUGGCUGACAGUGUCAGCUGACUGCUUUUAGCCUGACAGAGUUCCAACUGACGGUAUGAAUGUGUAUGACAACAAGGAAGUGUGUAAUCUCUGCCUUAGCUACACAUACUGAAAGGGCCGGACUGUGGGUGGCCAGGGACUCUUAUUUUGUGGCAUACUGCACGAACAUGGUUCAACACUGUAGCGGAUGGCACCGGGCUGUCCUGCAAAUAUAUUGUACAUAACUGCAUUCGUGUGAUCUGCUGUGUUAUAUGUGUUUUAAAAGAAUUGUAUUCCUCUGAUUGUUCGGUAGUUUCAUUCCCUUAGUUUAUUCGAAUGAAAAUACCGAACAACCAGACCUCCCCUGUGUGAAGUGUGUCCUCAAUUACCCGUUGCAACAUUGUUGCGAACGGGUAAUUGACUAGUAAGUAGCCGUCCUUUGUUCUCGGGGGUGGCCGCCAUUCGACAAACGAACACGUUGCGGCGGCCAUUUUAAAACUCCCGAACAGCAGUGUUUUGCCGUCGAGUGUCUGGAACUAAAAUCGGACACUCGAGUAGGCGAACACCGCUGAGACCUCCACAAGCCCGGUCCGUUCGGUUCCAAACUACCGAACGGCCCCUCGUUCGGUAGAUAGAAAGUACCGAACGAGGGGAUUCAGGCGAACCCUCCCUAGCCUCUAUAGCUAGAGGCUUUCGUGUAUUUUGUUCCCUUAUGCCAGGACCGACCGCAAGGCCCAUUCGCAUGGAACCUCAUUUGGCUGUCUCAGUUAGUGCGGUCGGUCAUUUUAUUCCCUCCAUACAUUUCCCGAACCCCUGGUCUGAUCUGGGUGAUUUUUGGAUAUGUUGUUCACCCAGAUCAGGGCUAUCCGGGGAUGUAGGAUUUAAAGAGGUACCCCUACGUUUAGGGGUACAUCCAGAAACGGGGGGAAUUACUCUACUGGAUAAGGGGAUUAUGAUGCUGGCUGAGGGGAGGAGAGGUGUGGGAGGUUACCAGGACAGGAUUGGCUACUGUAUUAAUGAUUGUAAAUCCCUCCCUUGCAUGGGAGCAGGCUUUAAAAGGAGACUGUGGAUUAAAGCUUUCAGUUCUGCUCCUGAAACUGUGUGUCGUCCAGUUAUUGGGAUUGCUGUUGGGAUAUUGCUGUAUUUUACCUGCUGGAAACCUUGCCUGUGGAUUUACUAUUUACUUGUUCCUGAGCCUCACUUGGAUUAUAAGCGGAGAUAACCUGGGGAAUAUUGCAUCUCCGCUACAAACACUGAAUGGAGGGACAAUGCCAGGGCACUCCAGGCACUAUAACCAAUUCAAAAAGAUGAAAUGCUUAUAGUGACUACAGUUUCCCUUUAAGGGAUGUUGACUGGUAGCAGGGCCGGCCCAUCCAUACGUCUUGGUGAGGCCAUGGCUCCAAGCAGCACUUUGAUGGGAGCAGUAUCUUGCCUGCAUCCACUACACACUUCAUACAAUACACAGACACUGCAUCCACUACAAAAACACAGACACUGCAUUCACUACACAAAUAUUGCAUCCACUAUAGACCCAAACUCUGCAUUCAUUACACACAGACACUGUAUCCACUAAACACACACAAUGCAUUCACUACACACGGCAUACAAUACACACUGCAUACCCUAUGUAGACACUGCAUUCACUACACACACUGCAUAACAUAAUGGAUGUGCAGUAGUUUGGGUGAAGGGGAGGGAGCAGCAUUUCAUCCUUGGACACAGAUAGCACAAUGUCUUGGGCUGACCCUGACUGGUAGAAUCAUUUGGAAAGAGGGUUCUGAUGACAAAUGCUGACUUCAGUUCUUAGCCUUUAAUUCAGACAGCAGCUUCCAAAAUGAAUGAUUAGAGCAAUAAAUGUUUAUUACAGGGAAGUUGGGAAUAUUUAUGGGCUGGUGUCCCCAAACCAGUAAGGGUGGCUGCAGUAGAAAGGAGAAGUGUCACCACACCUGCCAUGCAAAUUAUAGGGUGUUACACCAAAGCCUGAGGCAAAUACCAGGGGUGUGCUCUGUUUUGGGAGUAACAGAGAUGGUAUAAAACCAGGGUGAAUGCCAAGAGCAGAUAGCCUGGAAUCUCCAAGGCAAGGUAAGGUAUAACAUUUAAAGGGCAUUAUGCAGGUUCUAAAUGACGAGAGGCAUGGCAUUGAGGACAGGGAGACAAUCAAUCAAGGGAGAAUAAACCUAGGAACGAGCAACAUUCAGCAUGGGACUAGAAAAGGGGGUUUUGACAACAGGAUGAAUGUGCACUGGCAGAAGCAAAUGAGACUGGAUGUAGGUUUUUUUUUUAAAUGAAAAUUGGUGGAAAUUUAAAGCAAUUUCAACGUAAAUUUCAAAAUUUCAGGCCAAUUCUGCUGAAUUGGAAACAUUUACCAAGUCAGCUAUGCUUCCAAUUUGAAAUUCACUUUGCAUUUUUCACUGGCAAUUCUAACAUUAGUAAAUAAUCCUGAUAUUGUCUCUGAUCUGUUCUUAAACAAAAUGCUAGUUUAAACAAGCACGGCUGAAGGGGUAAUGGUAAUGGAAGUCAAGGGUCACUAGAUAAUAACAUGGUGCCUAAAGUAUGAAUGCUGUGUGCUUUAGUGUAGUCUCUUUAAAACCACAAUAUGAUUUGUGUAGUGUCAUUAAAACCACAAUAUGAUUUGUGUAGUGUCAUUAAAACCACAAUAUGAUUUUCGUUGCAGAAAGAUGAGGGCCCUAACAUUCCUUGCAUGCUGUUUGUUGAUUGCAUCAUCCAGUAAGUAUCUUCCAACUUUUCAAACACCUUUUAAAAGUCAUUCCAUUCCUAUAUUUCUCCACAAGCUGGGGGAAUAUGGGUGAUGGAAUGAAGACCUGUCUAUAUGAGAGUUCUCCUGCUCUCUUUUGUCAGAGAGUUUUAUACUGAUACAGAGAACUUUAAAUUGAGAUCUACAGUCUGGUCCAUAAAUAUUGGGACAUCAACACAAUUCUAAUCUUUUUGUCUCUAUACACCACCACAAUGGAUUUGAAAUGAAAUGAACAAGAUGUGCAGACUGCAGACUUUCAGCUUUAACUGCAGACUUUCAGCUUUAAUUUGAGGGUAUUUACAUCCAAAUCAGGUGAAUGGUGUAGGAAUUAAAACAGUUUGUAUAUGUGCCUCAUUUCAUUUCAAAUCCAUUGUGGUGGUGUAUAGAGCCAAAAAGAUUACAAUUGUGUCGGUGUCCCAAUAUUUAUGGACCUGACUGUAUACAUUGGCUAGUACAAGGUAUAGAUAACAUUUAAUGCUCUUUAAAAUAAUGAUAUUUUUGUGUACCAUGUCACACUUUAAGUACGUUAAAGCAAAGAUGUAAGGCAAUCAUACAUACCUAAGUAAGUGGUAAAUUGUGAUAGACAGACCUACCUCUGACUGCAAGUGUGUAGGUAAACUAGAAUCUAUAUAUUUAUUAAAUUUGAAAUUGCUGACAGAACCUACACCCAAAAAAGGCCUUCAGUAUAAUAUUGUUGGAUACAAAUCUGAAAUGAUUUAAUAUUUUUGAAUCAACUUUAAAAAUGAGUUAUUAUGAAAAAUAUUUAAAUUCUUUUUUUAUAUUUUGAUGUUUUGUGAUAUAUUGAUAUAUAUGUUUUUUUACAUCUUUUUAUAUUUUUAAAAAGAAUUUUAAAAGUUUAUAAAAUAAAAUAAAUACUUUGCAAAGCUUAUCCAACAAUAUUAAAUUGAAGGCAUAUUAGGACAAUUAUAUCUUAGAGGGCUUGGGGUGGAGGACAAUAUCUGUUUUAGGAUGGCCAUGAUGGGCAGAUAACAAGAAUGUGGUUUCUAGACAGCAAAUGUUGCCACACAUGACUAAUAUUUCAGGGUGAUUCCCUCAAUACCCGAUUGCAAAAGAAACAUGGUUUGCAAAACAUUUAGUAUUUGAUAUGUACUUAAGUCUUUCUCCAUGAAAGGCUACCUUAUCGUUAUCAGAUACUUAAAUGUUUUUUGAUGUGUUAUUGAUAACUUCUACUUAUUGCAAGUUAACUAUCUAUACAUGAUGUCUCUGUUAGUCUACCUAUGUAUGAGAUAUUUGAAAUUCUUUAUAAAAUAAACAUUUGUUAAAAAAAAAAAAAGAAAACAACAAAAAGUACAUAGGCAUAGGCUCUUCCGCUACCCUGGUUGAAUUCUUCAAUUACUCUCUUUAAUCAAUGUGAGCAAAUAGGAGAUCUAUGAAUCCAUCUUACUUCCCAGCUCCCUUGUACGGUUCCAUUUGCGACCUUGUGACUAUGGGUGAUGGGAUAUGACAUUGGGUUCCUUUUACUGUGAGCACUAUCAGUCUACUAGUCGGAGAACAGUUACACUAGUUGCAGCUUCAAAGGGACUAUUGAUUUUGUCUCUAAUGUGCUCUUGCAUGUAAAGAUGUUAUUUCUAUUACUCCAUUCCUUCAUUGAUUAACAUAACAAAGAAUUAAGGAUUGUUUCAUCACUCAUGUAGUAUAGCUUGCAAGGGAAUAGGAAAAUCCUUGCUACCCUACAGUAGACCACUAUUGAUGGUCUUUAACUUGGAAAGUUCUGUAGUUUGUAAAGGGACAUGUAUCACUUUGAGACAAAUGUCUCAUUAAAAAGAUUUGGCUUUGAAUGAGACAUUUGCCUUACUCCUUAGGCUGAAACAAAUCAGGUAAAUGUUUUUUUUCAAGUUUACCUAAAUCUUCUUUCUUAUAGUUUAAACAUAAAAACAGCAGCAGAAGUAGGAGUAUUUUACCAUAUAGGUCCCCUGAAGUAAAAGCAAUAUAUAAAGAAAACAUUAAUUGUAUAAACUGCUUGGCCACACACAUUUUCAAUGUAUUUAAUGAUUAUGGAGAUUUAUUGGAAAAGUGUCAUACUAAGCUAUUUCUUUCUCUUCUUUUCACUUUCUGCAGGUGCUCAGUACUGGUGGGACUCUAUUCCUGGAUUAUGGGGGAAUUCUAACUCUGGAGGAGGGGGAUCAUCAGGGGGGUAUAAUUCCGGAGGGGGAGGUGGGCACUCAGGAGGAGGAUCAUCAGGGGGUUAUAAUCCUAAACCAAAGCCUGAGCCUGGGCCUGGGCCUGGGCCUGGGCCUGACAAAAAGGGAGAUUUAAGUUGCAUAACUGUUACUGGAAGUAAGAACAGUGCCCAAUGUCCAAGAGGUAAGAUAAUUUUGAAAGCCACUUUAAAAUUACUGUAUAUCUUAAUCUCCUUCACUUCUCACGUGCAUUGAAUCACAUGAGUGUGUGUGUCAGUCAAAAUGUAUGUUAGUUAACAGGAGGCGGUGUGGCCUUGGCAAGAAGAAGCAGGUAAAUUUAAAUUAGGGGUGCCCGAGAUCUGUCAUGCCUAGGGCAGCACCAAUCCAAAAUACACCACUGCCGGACUGGGGAUAAAAACCAGCCCUGGAAAUAAAUGAAGCCCCAUAUCAUUAUUAUACCAGCCCAAUCUUAUAACAUUAAAUUCUUGUUCACAAAAUGGUAACCAUGCAUUUUAAAGCACAUUUGAAGAGUGUAUUAUUAUUUAUAGAUACGAUUGAUAUAUACCCCUGCUCAGGGCAAUAUAUAUCACCAGUAUUUACACAAGGUUAUACCUUGCACAUUGCCCUGAUAUAUACCCCAUGCAUAGGGCAUGGUAUAGGCCCCACUAUGUAUACAAGGUUAUUUGAAUUGCCCUGUGCAAGGGUCUAUAUCAGGGCAGUGUGUGAGACAUAACCAUGUGUAUAUACUGGGGCAUAUAUUGACUUACCCAAGCAUACAGAUUGCACUCCCAGGACUUGCUACAGCAAUCAGGACUGGCCCAAGCAUGGAGAUUGCACUCACAGGACUUGCCCUAGCACUCAUGACUUACCCCGGCAUUUAGAUUGCACUCACAGGACUUGCUCCAGGAUUUCAAACAGCCUCUGGCAUGCACCAUGCAGGAGGAAAAAGAUGCCGGAUGAGAUUUCCAGUGGCAACAAAGACAACAUCACAUUGGCCGAGAGAGUGCUCUCUCACACUCUUGGUGACGCAUCUGCAUCCAGCCACGGCUGAAUUCUUAAAGGCUGCAUCACACAGCGGCCCCAGGGCACUUCGGCCCUAAACCAUAUUACAAACUGGAGUCUUUACUGGAGUCUUUUUUUUUUAUAACUAACAAAUAGCUUAGUUGUGACAGAUGAACUCAGGCUGUCUAAGUAUUGUGGGAACUGCAUGUUAUGUAUUGGGGUGUCUGUGUGUGAUAUGAAUAGUUUGUGUGUGAUGCUAUUGGCCUGUGUACAUUUGAUGGAAACUGUGUGUUAGCACUGGGUUGGCUCUCUUUGAUGAGAAUGUGUGUGAUGAUUUUGUGCUGUCAAUGUGUGAUGGGGACUGCGUGUGUUUGUGAUGGUUUUGGGCUGGCUGUUUACGGUGCUGCUGUGUUUAUCUUAGUAAUAACCUGAUGAGUAGAUAGAAUAAUGUAACUGGUUAUCUGUGCUACCUGUGACCUGUAUAAAAGUUGGAGAAUCCUAGAUCAAAACAAAUUAAAAUUACUUGUUUCAUUCUCAUGCACACAAUAUGUAAUCCUGGGUACAUACAUAUCAUUUACUCAAAAGCUUCACUUCGUUACUUACUGCCUCUGUAGAAAUGCCCCUAUCUAAAGUGUCAGCACACUCCCUCAGUCCCUCUGCAAACAGCAGUCUCAGCCAGGUAGGUAAGGUGUCUCCGCUUCACUCGCUUCACUUCCAUCCAUGUCUCUUUUCCAUUUCCAUCCAUGUCUCUCCCCCUUCCAUCUCUCUGAUCCCCUUUCGUCCAUAUCUGUCUCCCCCUUCCAUCUCUCUGUUCACCUCACUUUCAUGACUCUGUACCCCUUCCAUUAAUAUUUUCCUCCCCCCUCAUCCAUAUCUUGCUCCACCCUUCAUCCAUGUCUCUCCCCCACUUCCAUCUCUCUGUUCCCCUUCCAUCCAUAUCUCCCUCUCCCUUCCAUCUCUCUGUUCCCCUCCCUUUCAUGACUCUGUACCCCUUCCAUUAAUAUUUUCCUCCCCCCUCAUCCAUAUCUUGCUCCACCCUUCAUCCAUGUCUCUCCCCCACUUCCAUCUCUCUGUUCCCCUUCCAUCCAUAUCUCCCUCUCCCUUCCAUCUCUCUGUUCCCCUCCAUUUCAUGACUCUGUUUCCCUUCCAUUAAUAUCUUCUUCCGUCUACCGUAUCUGUCCUCCCUUUCAUCCAUAUAUCGUUCCACCCUUUAUCCAUGUCUCUCCCCCACUUCCAUCUCUCUGUUCCUCUUCCAUUAAUAUCUCCCUCCCCCUUAUCCAUAUCUCCCUCCUCCCUUAUCCAUGUCUCUCCCCCACUUCCAUCUCUCUGUUCCUCUUCCAUGUCUCUCCUUUCUUUCAUCCAUGUACCCCCCAUUUCACCCAUAUCUCCCUACCAUCCAUAUCUCUCCCCAAUGUCCUACUCCAUGUCUCUAUCCUUUCCAUGUCCUUCACCCAUCCAUGUAUCUCUCCUUCCCAUGUCCUCCUCUCAUCCAUGUCUCUCUCCCUCUCAUGUCCCCCUCCCAUUCAUGUCUCUCUCCCCCUGUCCUGUACACAUUCAUGUGACUCUACCCAUGUCUCUUCCCUCCUAUCCAUAUCCCCACCCAUCCAUGUCACCCUCUCUCCAUGUCCCUAACUCAUCCAUGUCACACUCCCCUUACCAUCCAUGUCUGUCUCCACCUCAUGUCCCCCACCCAUCCAUGUUUCUCUCCCCCUCAUGCCCCACACCCAUCCAUGUCUCUCUCCCCCUAUGUCCCCCUCCCAUUCAUGUCUCUCUCCCCCCAUGUCCCUCAUUCAUUCAUGUCACUGUCUCUCUCAUAUCCCCCUACAAUCCAUGUCUCUCUCCCCCUCAUGUCCUCCACUCAUCCAUGUCUCUAUCCCCCCAUGUCCCCCUCCCAUUCAUGUCUCCCUCCCCCCAUGUCCCCCACUCAUUCAUGUCUCUCUCCCCAUGUCUCUCUCCCCCAUAUCUCUUCCCUUCUAUCUAUGUCCCCCACCCAUCCAUGUCACUCUCCCUCUCCCAUCCAUGCCACUCUCCCCCCAUGUCCCCAACUCAUUCAUGUCACUCUCCCCUUACCAUCCAUGUCUGUCUCCACCUCAUGUCCCCCACCCAUCCAUGUUUCUCUCCCCCCAUGUCCCCCUCUCAUUUAUGUCUCACUCCCCCCAUGUCCCUCUCACAUCCAUGUCACUCUCCCCCAUGUCCCCAACUCAUCCAUGUCACUCUCCCAUUACCAUCCAUGUCUCUCUCCACCUCAUGUCCCUCACCCAUCCAUGUUUCUCUCCCCUUCAUGUCCCACACCCAUCCAUGUCUCUCUCCCCCCAUGUCCCCGACCCAUCCAUGUCUCUUUCCCCCCAUGUCCCCCUCCCAUUCAUGUCUCCCUCCCCCUAUGUCCCCCACUCAUUUACGUCUCCCUCCCCCUAUGUCCCACACUCAUUCAUGUCUCUCUCCCCCUUGUCUCUCUCCCCCUGUCCUGUACACAUUCAUGUGACUCUCCCCUAUGUCACUUCCCUCCUAUCCAUGUCCCCCACCCAUCCAUGUCACUCUCCCCCCAUGUCCCCAACUCAUCCAUGUCACUCUCCCCUUACCAUCCAUGUCUCUCUCCACCUCUUGUCCCCCACCCCUCCAUGUUUCUCUCCCCAUUUCCCCCUCUCAUUCAUCUCUCCCUCCAUAUCCCCCACCCAUCCAUGUCACUCUCCCCCUCCCAUCCAUGUCACUCUCCCCCAUGUCCCCAACUCAUCCAUGUCUCCCUCCCCUUACCAUCCAUGUCUCUCUCCACCUUAUGUCCCACACCCAUCCAUAGAAUGUGACGGCAGAUAAGAACCAUUCGGCCCAUCUAGUCUGCCCAUUUUUCUAAAUACUUUCAUUAGUCCCUAGCCUUAUCUUAUAGUUAGGAUAGCCUUAUGCCUAUCCCACGCAUGCUUAAACUCCUUUACUGUGUUAACCUCUACCACUUCAGCUGGAAGGCUAUUCCAUGCAUCCACUACCCUCUCAGUAAAGUAACACUUCCUGAUAUUAUUUUUAAACCUUUGUCCCUCUAAUUUAAGACUAUGUGCUCUUGUUGUGGUAGUUUUUCUUCUUUUAAAUAUAGUCUCCUCCUUUACUGUGUUGAUUCCCUUUAUAUAUUUAAAUGUUUCUAUCAUAUCCCCCCUGUCUCGACUUUCCUCCAAGCUAUACAUGUUAAGAUCCUUUAACCUUUCCUGGUAAGUUUUAUCCUGCAAUCAAUGAACCAUCCAUGUCUCUCUCCCCCCCAAUGUCCCCCUCCCAUCCAUGUCUCUCUACCCCCAUGUCCCUCACUCAUUCAUGUCACUGUCCCUCUCAAGUCCCCCUACAAUCCAUGUCUCUCUCCCCCUCGUGUCCCCCACCCAUCCAUGUCUCUCUCUCCCCCCAUGUCCCCCUUCCAUCCAUGUAUAUUUCCCCAUGCACCCAACUUAUUCAUGUCACUCUCCACCUCAUGUCCCCCUACCAUCCAUGACUCUCUCCCCCUCAUGUCCCUCACCUAUCCAUGUCUCUCUCCCCCUCAUGCCCCCGACCCAACCAUGUCUCUAUCCCCCAUAUCCCCCUCCUAUUCAUGUCUCCCUCCCCCAUGUCCCCCACUCAUUCAUGUCUCUCUCCCCCCAUGUUCCCCAUUCAUUCAUCUCACUCCCCCCAUGACCCCAACUUAUUCAUGUCUCUCUCAGCCACGUCCCCCUCAUAUCCAUGUCUCUCUCCUCGCAUGUCCCCCAAUCGUUCAUGUCCCCCUACCAUCCAUGUCUCUUUCCCAUCAUGCGCCCCUGGCCUCCAUGACACUCUGCCCCCAUGUCCCACUCCCAUCCAUGUCUCCACCUCUCUCCUUCCCAAGCAGCAUUCAGCUGCUUCCCUCACAGAGCCAGUGGCCUAGGUGUAGGUAGUGCCGGCACUGCCUCUCGCUGGCAGUGCGCUGUCACACUGAGCGCUGGGUAGUCAUGUGACACCCGGGGCUCCUACGCAGAGUGGGAGGGAACGGUGCUCCCCCUCUUAGUGUGUACUGUGCGUGCGGUUCCCUUAUGGAGCUGGGGGCACAGGGGGCGCAAAAAUGACUGAUCACACUUGACACCUGAUUUUUGCGCCCCUCCCUUAGCCUGCGCUCCCGGCGGCUGCUGGUUUGGCCAACCCCAUGUUACGCACCUGUUGCCAGCUCUGCACUUUAUGGUCUGCCAGUCUCCUCAUGAAAACUCUUGAAGACCUCAUUAUGGAUCCCCAUUCUAUUAGACUCGGCCCCAAGUCUUCAUUUCUUUACAGUAACUAAAUGUAUAAACUCUCAUCAUGCUCCUCAUCGUCGUUGCGCUGCUUCCACUCCCAGCACUGCAUCGUCAGAUCAAAAGCAAGGCAUUGGUGGGAUCUGUGUAUAAGCUGUUAAGUAACAUAUAUUAAAGUUGAAUUAACAUAAAAUAUACAGAUUGCAAAGCUUUAAUUUUUCUUUAAUGCAUUCUCCUUUUUAUAUAGGAUAUAUCUCGACAUUCUGCAUUUGUGGGAAUGGAUGUCAAGACUUUGACUUUGAGAAUGACAUCAAAUGUAGCUGCUCCUGUAAUAAUGUGCCAUUCACCAAAGCCCGCUGCUGCAAGGUUGCAUAAAGAGCUCAUCUUUGGCCCAUCUUUCACUUAUUUUUGUACAAUUGUUCUCUGCAGAAACAACAAUAAUAAUAUAAUAAUAAAGAAAAACAUUUUACAAC
Molecule: messenger RNA, 11519 nt
Organism: Pelobates cultripes (western spadefoot toad)
Lineage: Eukaryota; Metazoa; Chordata; Amphibia; Anura; Pelobatidae
Source: the annotation of a GenBank genome assembly